CUAUGGAAUGGAAUGCACUCUGACUGACCGUGUUCAGCAGAUCCCGCGAAAGUCCCAUCGCUGUACAAACACCAAUUUCGUGAAUCCGUUACCUCGAUUACCGAGCAUAAAAUGACAGGAGGGAGUUUUAUUCUCUUUUCUGAACGGUGUGACCUGAAGAUGAAACAGUGAGAACAUUAGCAAGGACUGGUCAGGAAUGGUGGCCGUAAGGAGGUCUCGUCCUCUUCGAAAUCAGUUGUUCACAAGAAUAACAGUUGUUUGGUUUCUGUGUAUACUCUUCAUUCUCUUGGCAUUCAGUACAACAUGUCUUCUGGUUGUCGAUAAGAUCAAAGCUCUAUCUGUAACGAAGACAAUAGCCGGAGACAAUCUAGAGCCCACUCCAUGGCACCCAUUUCCAGCCAAAAUAUUUCCAUCAGAUGGCAAGUAUACACGAGCUUCGCAGAUUUUCCAGUGCUCCUACCUUACCUGUUCUUCACCCUUGAGGUUCAUCCGCUCUUACAUGAAUAAGAAUGAGCUGCUUCACAAUACAACUCAUUCCUGCCCUGCGCUUUUCCAGUGGAUUCACGAAGAUCUUGCUCAGUGGAGAGUGUCUGGAAUCACAGAAAACAACAUUAAGGCUGCCAAGGAAUUUGCUGCUUUUCGAGUGGUCAUUGUGGAUGGUCGGUUGUAUGUAGAUCCGUAUUAUGCCUGUGUGCAGAGCAGAAUGAUGUUUACAAUUUGGGGACUCUUGCAGCUCUUGGAACGGUAUCCUGGGUUGGUGCCUGAUGUUGAUAUCAUGUUUGAUUGCAUGGAUAAGCCAAAGAUCGAGAGGGCAAAAUAUAGACAAUCCAAAUUCUCGCCACCUCCUCUGUUUCGAUACUGCAGCAAUAGAGAUCAUCUUGACAUCCCUUUUCCAGAUUGGUCCUUCUGGGGAUGGUCUGAAACUAAUUUGGCACCCUGGGAAGAAGAGUUCAACAACAUUAAAGAAGGCUCCAAAGCUGUGAAGUGGAUAGAUAGAAAACCAACAGCUUACUGGAAAGGAAAUCCUGAUGUGAGUUCUCCCAUACGGACCAAAUUGCUGGAAUGCAAUAGUUCCAGCAUGUGGGGGGCGGAGAUUUUGCGGCAAAAUUGGUUUGAAGAAGCAAAUGCAGGCUAUGAGCAGUCUAAACUUGCAAACCAAUGUAGGAAUAGGUAUAAAAUUUAUACGGAAGGCUUUGCAUGGUCUGUAAGUUUCAAGUAUAUAUUGUCUUGUGAUUCACCUGUGCUUGUUGUAACACCCAAGUAUUAUGAUUUCUUUACUCGUGGACUCAUGCCACGAGAAAACUAUUUGCCAGUGAGAAGUACGAAACUUUGCACAUCCAUUAAGUUUGCAGUUGACUGGGGUAACAGUCAUCCGGCAGAGGCAGAGGCCAUUGGGAAAGGAGGCCAAAAAUUCAUGGAGGAUUUGAACAUGGACAAUGUCUACGAGUACAUGUUUCAUCUUAUUUCAGAGUAUUCAAAGCUACAAAAGUUCACACCACAGGUUCCAGCUACUGCACAAGAAGUAUGCAAGGAAUCUGUGCUUUGCCUUGCCGAGCCCAAAGAAAGGUUCGUUUUAGAAAGUUCUAUACCAAAAACUCUAACAUACCCACAGCCUUGUUCUCUGGAUCCUCCCAACCAGAAGCUGUUCAAGAAGUGGACAGACAAGAAAACCAAAGUUAUCAAUGAUAUUGAGAAGAUGGAAGACAUUUCUCAGACAAAAAAGAAGGAAGUUACAGAAAUCCAGAGUAUCCAGAAUAAGAAGAGUAUUGAUAUUGAGAAGAUGGAAGACAUUUCUCAGACAAAAAAGAAGGAAGCUACAGCCCCGAGUAAGGUGUUAGACAGGAACCAGAGGACUCAGAAUAAGAAGAGUGAAGAUGCGCACCAAGGUGAGAAGAAGAAAGAUAUGAUCCAGACUAAGAAGACAGAAGAUUCACUCGAGGGUAAGAAUUUAGGGGGUGGAGAUAUGCCCCAGGGUAAGAAAAGGAAAAAGAGAUCCCGGACCAAGAAGACAAAAGACACGCCCUCUUAUAGGAAGUUGGAAGAUAAGCCCCAGGGUAAAAAAGGGUAAGGGGAUAAGAAGGACAAGAAUCAGUAGAAAUUUAUUUAUAAUUUAUUUUAUUCUAGUUCUGUUACACAUCCAAUGCAGAUUCACUCUUAUUUCAUAAGUAUUGGUUCCUAAAUUCUUUCUUGGUGCCAAGGUAGCAGAAAUUUGGGAAUUUGUGAGAAAUUAUUAAGAAUUGUAAAGGAAAGCCAUCUAUUUAGUCAUCCCAAACACUCGUAGUAAGAGAUCAGUAUGCGAGUCCUCCUAGUUUAUGGAGGUUCGUUAUCUUGUACUUUUAUUGUCCUGAGAAUCCGUGAUUGCUAAUUGCUGAGCAGAAAAGAUUGUCUAAAUAUUUAACUCAUCUUCUGUAACCAAAUGAAUUAAUUGUUUAUGUUACUGUUAUCACUGCA
Messenger RNA from Cryptomeria japonica (Japanese cedar), 2451 nucleotides. RefSeq lists its product as uncharacterized. The coding region runs from base 197 to 2068 and encodes 623 amino acids. The transcript is spliced from 7 exons. The record is from RefSeq and is a predicted model, not a curated record. Lineage: Eukaryota; Viridiplantae; Streptophyta; Pinopsida; Cupressales; Cupressaceae.